Messenger RNA from Hylaeus anthracinus, 3887 nucleotides. Its product is annotated as coiled-coil domain-containing protein 6. The record is from RefSeq and is a predicted model, not a curated record. Lineage: Eukaryota; Metazoa; Arthropoda; Insecta; Hymenoptera; Colletidae. The transcript has 6 exons. Bases 760 to 2034 code for a protein of 424 amino acids.
UUUAAACCACUAUUUCGCAAUUUAUAAUUCAGACGAAAUUACAGUUUUUACAGUUAUUAGAAACAAUUGCGGUUUUUAAGUUUAUUUGAUUAUUUACAAUCAGCAUAUCGUACCAAUUCAAUUUUCGUUUGUUAAGAGGUUAUUGGAGGUUAUUAUGUACGCUCUUCUCUUUGUCAACAAUGUAUUUACGGGAAAACUAGCCAGGGCCGGCCGUCUCUAUAAAAGGGCCCGGGUGCAAGAAACCAUUUGGGCUCCUAAAUUUCAUGUAAAGUAAAAAAAGAAAAUACAAACACGGCCUACUUUCCGCCAGCAUACUCGCGCUCUGAUUGGUCGGGGUUUUCCGUUAAUAUCUCCUCAACUAAACCUCAGACAUUUUCACUAAGGAAAAAAGUGUUUCGAAUCACUCUCCGAACCACCCUUUUCAAGGACUUCCAACAAUUAUGGGACACCCUGUAUAGUGAAAGGGAAAUUCGGGAAACGCUCUAGGGAGUCGCAUUGCCGAAAUCCGUUUGACCACGUUUGACAUCUUCUUCUCGAAUAACUCGUGGACAAGCAAACAGCUGAUUCGUUCUUAGGUAGAGCACAUGUGCGGCAGUUUGAUGUGAUAUUACGGCUAUUUCUCGCGAAGUAAUGAAGUUUUAACGAAGAAGCACAUACACGUGUCUUGAAAAAAAUAUAUAUCGCACGAUUUUAUUCGAGGGUGCGAUGAAAAAGAAAGAAUAGUAAGGUUUUUUUUAAAGAAAUUCCUGUCUAAGAAAAAUGGCUGACCGUGAUAGCGCAUCUGAAAGUGACUCGAGCUCGAUCGACGGAGGACCGAUAAUGAUGCCGCCGUCUCCUGUAACCAGAGAACAACUUCAGAAAAGAAUCGAGUCGUUGCAACAGCACAAUCGCGUUCUUAAAGUCGAGCUGGAAACGUACAAAUUGAGGGUGAAGGCGUUGCAAGAAGAGAACCGUGGUCUUCGUCAGGCCUCUGUCAUUAUACAAGCUAAAGCCGAGCAAGAAGAAGAAUUUAUAAGUAAUACGUUAUUGAAGAAAAUUCAAGCGCUCAAGAAAGAGAAAGAAACGCUAGCGCAUCAUUACGAACAAGAGGAGGAGUGUUUAACGAACGACCUGUCGAGAAAAUUGAACCAAUUGCGUCAAGAAAAAUGUCGCCUGGAACAAACUUUAGAACAGGAACAGGAAUGUCUUGUUAAUAAAUUAAUGAGAAAGAUAGAAAAACUCGAGGCCGAAACUCUCGCGAAACAAAGUAAUUUAGAGCAACUACGUAGAGAAAAGGUCGAACUUGAAAAUACGCUCGAGCAAGAACAAGAAGCAUUAGUAAAUAAAUUAUGGAAACGAAUGGAUAAAUUGGAGGCAGAGAAAAGAAUGCUUCAAAUAAAAUUAGACCAACCCGUGUCCGAUCCCACCUCGCCGAGAGAAAUUAAUAACGGUGAUACUGCUACUAGUUUAAGUACACAUAUUCAAACUUUAAGAAGCGAAGUAGCCACGCUAAGACAUACAUUGCUCAUCUCUCAACAAGAACACACGGAGAAGACACAGCGAUACGUGAACGAGGAGAAACAAAUUCGUGAAGAAAAUUUGAGACUUCAGAGAAAGUUACAGUUAGAAGUAGAACGUCGCGAGGCUUUAUGCAGACAUCUUUCAGAAUCGGAAUCUAGUUUGGAAAUGGAAGAAGAACGGCACUAUAAUGAAAUUGUGAUGUCUGGUGGAAAUAUAAGAAAUCGUACUGUUUCCAGCCCUGUGCCGUACAAUCCUUCGCCUAGUUCCUCUAGACCGCUAAGUCCAGGAUCGUCAACAAGAGAGGGAUUUAACACGAAUCGAUGUUACGCUUGUGGUCAGCCUACUCCAAUUCCGUUUGCAAGUUCAUCACCUCCUUCUGCGGGCCAUGUGAUAACACCAUCCAAUAGACGCACAUCGGACAGAUUUGUCAAACCUGCGAUUCCGCCAACUAUUGUAAGUUCAGGGGGUCCACCGAUCGCUAACACGGCUACAAAUGCAACUAGCGGAUCACCAAUGGAUAUUGCUAAAACAUAAGUCAGUUGAAUUUCUCUAAUUACAAAUAUUUCGUCAUGUAUUCAUAUAAAGUACUUCUUUGGUUGAUGCAUUUGUACUAUGUGAUUGUAUAACAUAACGAGAAUUAUUUUAAAGAAAAAUACCUAACUUUCUAAUAUUUUAAUUGCUUCACAUUCAUAGUACAGUGCGUAUACAUUAAUUAAAAAAGUAUCCGUAAAAAUAAAUAUACUAUAAAUUGAUCUUUACUUUGUAUCGAGUCGCUUAGACAUUUCUGAUAGUAACACGAUGCAAAACAGUAUUUAUAAUAAAAACUAAAUAAUCGUUUAUAAAAUUCUAAGCAGCUUCAAAAUAGCCUAACAAUAAAAAAAAUUGACGGGAGAAGGAGAUUUCAAUAAACCUGCUCUUCUAAUUUCUUUUGCAUUUUAUUCUUACAUAUUAUAAACUAGUACGGUUUUUUCUGGUAUUUAACGUAGUGUGAGAAAGAAAGUAUAUUUUUUAAUUUAAAUAUCUAGGUGGUAAGAAAAAAUAUUUCAAUAAUAAUUAUUCUAUGAUAGUAAUUUAUUUAAAUUCUUUUCAUUUUAAUAUCAAUGUUUGUAACGAAAUUAGAAGAGCGAGAAAAUAUUAAACACGUAACCAAUUAACUUUAAAAAAAAAAAGUAUGCUAUUAAAAGUAAAAUGAAACUAUCAACAAAAAGAACAGAAACUGUAGAAUAUCGAUAUUAUCAAUGUUUUGCAAAAUAUUUAUUGUUUCAAUAUUUUGUAUGCUAUUGGUUUCAUUUUGUAUACAAUCACAUAACUUGACUUAUUUUAUUUUAUGUAUAAGCAUUUGUAUGUUAUGUACGAGUUCAACAUAACUAACAUUGAAGUUAACGUAAACAUGACAUUGUUGCAUUUAUAUGCUGAUAUACUGAACAUUUAGAAAGAUAAUUACAUUACUAAUAUUUGUAACAAAAAUUUUCUUAUUUUCAAAUAUUUCAAACGUAACAUCACUGUAUUAACAGUGAUUACAGGUGUCAACUAUAUGACUUCUGUUCAUAAAUAAUAUCUAUUUAAUUUGGAAUAUUAAACGUGUCACUAUAUUAUGUGUACAAUGAUUGUUUAAUUUUAAAAGGAAGUCUAUAUUAUCGAUUUUUGACAUUGUUUCAUCUAAAAAUUAAACAAACACAUUUCGCUUUUCAGUCACAGCAUUACCUGCUAUUUUGUAACAUGUCAUGUAUAAAAUAUGUUUGGUUGAUAUUUAUAUGAAUGUGAUAAAGUAAAUCAUAACAAUUUUAUGUUAUACCUUAUAAUAAUUUCAACAUUAUUAUUCGUUAUUGGUGCUCAAAUUUAUUCGAAUCUUCAGAUUUUUCAAUAUAUUAUUAAAAGUGUGUUAUAUGGAUACUAUUUUUGUCCUUUGUCCAGUAUUGGAAAGAGGUUGAUAGUUCAGUUUUUCGGUUUCAAACGAAAUUAAUUUAAUUUUCGUGUCAUAGAAUUUCCUAUAAUACAAUUAAUACAUGUAAUAUUUGGGUAUCAUAUGUGUCGCAAUAUCAAAUUAUAAUGCCGUUAACAAAAAGGCAAACAAUGUAACAGAAAAGCUAAAUUAAACAAUAAAAUGAAUAUUUAUCUAAUGUAAUUAAAUUAACAGACAAAAUUAUCAAUUCCUUUUAAGCUUUCUAAAAUAGAUGUUCCAUGAAUACUCUACGCGUGGAUAAAACGUUGUUUGCUACGUUAUAUAGGAAAAAUAUAGAUGUAUCAAUUGUCAUAUAUAAAAAGGUUUUGUUAAAACAUAAAAUUAUUAUUACUUAUCGAUAAUUAUAUGCAGAUAUAUAUUUCACUAUUAUGUAUUAUGUAUUUUACUCAAGCUUUUACGAAAUACAGUCACUUUUUUGCUAUUA